Molecule: messenger RNA, 1628 nt
Organism: Cygnus olor (mute swan)
Lineage: Eukaryota; Metazoa; Chordata; Aves; Anseriformes; Anatidae
Gene: VAPA
Product: VAMP associated protein A
Exons: 6
Coding region: 258-1007 (249 amino acids)
Biological process (GO): neuron projection development
Cellular component (GO): endoplasmic reticulum membrane; plasma membrane
Molecular function (GO): FFAT motif binding
Source: RefSeq, a predicted model, not a curated record
GAGCGGCCGGGCGCAUGCGCGCAGCGGCCCCGCCGCCUCCGCCGCCGUCGCCCUCGUGCCGUUGCGCCGGGAGGGCGGCGAGCGGCUGCUGGGGCUGCGCAGCGCCCGGAGCCCCCGCCAGGGAGCGGCGCCGCCGCCCGGCCUCCUCGUGCCCCGCCGCUGCUGCUGCCGCCGCCGCUCCUCCUCCUCCUCCUCCUCGCCCUCGCCCUCCUCCUCCCCCCGCCCCCCCCCUCCUCCCGCCGUAGCGAGCGAGCGAGAUGGCGGCCGCCGGGGCUGUGGCGAAGCACGAGCAGAUCCUGGUGCUCGAUCCGCCCACCGACCUCAAAUUCAAAGGUCCCUUUACAGACGUAGUAACUACAAAUCUUAAGCUACGAAAUCCAUCAGAUAGGAAAGUAUGCUUCAAAGUGAAGACCACAGCGCCUCGUCGAUACUGUGUGAGGCCAAACAGUGGAAUUAUUGACCCAGGAUCAUCUGUAAUUGUUUCAGUAAUGCUGCAACCUUUUGACUAUGACCCAAACGAGAAGAGUAAACACAAGUUUAUGGUACAAACGAUCUAUGCACCACCAAAUAUUUCAGAUAUGGAGGCAGUGUGGAAAGAAGCAAAGCCCGAUGAGCUAAUGGACUCCAAAUUGAGAUGUGUGUUUGAAAUGCCCAACGAAAAUGAUAAACUGAAUGAUAUAGAUGCAAGCAAACCCGCUCCAGUACAGAAUGCAUCUAAGCAGGAUGGACCGAUGCCAAAACCACAUAGUGUUUCACUUAAUGAUACUGAAACAAGGAAGCUAGUGGAAGAGUGCAAAAGACUUCAGGCAGAGGUUAUGAAGCUGUCGGAAGAAAAUCGGCACCUGAGAGAUGAAGGCUUGAGGCUCAGAAAGGUAGCACACUCGGAUAAAUCUGGAUCACCCACAGCUUUGGCUCUCAGAGAUAAUGGCUCUAAUUCUCUUCCAUCACUUCUUGUUGUAAUUGCAGCCAUUUUCAUUGGAUUCUUUCUAGGGAAAUUCAUCUUGUAGAAAGAAUGAGUGAGAGAAGCAUGCAUGCAAAAUGCAGCUUCUUUUUUUUUUUUUUUCUUGGCCAGAAAAAAGAUUUGUUUACCUACCACUUCAUUGGUAGUAUGGCCCAAGUGACCAUUUUUGUGUACAGCAUCAUAACAGGCUUUGCCUUUAAUGAUCUCGCACGGUUAGAAAACACAAUCUAAAAAGACAAACUGUUCGGCUACUGGACAAAAUUGUACAUUAAGUCAUCAAUAGCAAGUGUCAGUUGCACAGUCAGUCCUUUAUGAAAAUUCAUAAAUAAAGAAUUGUUCUUUCUUUCUGUGGUUUUAAUAAGAGUUCAAAGAUUGUUCAGAGUCUUGUAAAUGUUAUUUUAAUAAUCCUUAAAAAUUUUAUCUGUUGCUGUUACCUCUUGAAAAAUGAUUUAUUAGAUUGCUAAUCCCACUCAUUCAGGAAUAUGACAAGAGGUAUUCUGGGGGAAAUGGUGCCUCUUACUGUGUAAAUUUUCUCCUUACAUUACUUUGCUAAUAUCAUGGCAGAAUUUCUUUCUUAUCCCUCAUGAGGCAUUGUUGAGAGUUCUUCAUCCUUACAAUCCUGUCCCAUAAUAUUUAACAUUACAAAAGAAAUAAAAUUGUUAACAGA